AUCGGCGGGAUCCGUUUCCUGUACGACAACCUGGUGGAGUCGGUGGAGCGCUUCGGGUCGGGCGGCGGCCUCGGCUGCGUCCUGGCCCACAGCAUGGGCCUGGGCAAGACGCUGCAGGUCAUCUCCUUCAUCGACGUGCUGCUCAGACACACACCCGCCCACACCGUGCUGGCCAUCGUCCCCGUUAACACACUACAGAACUGGCUGUCUGAGUUCAACAUGUGGGUCCCGCCCCCCGAGGCGUUGCCCCCGGAUUCCGACCCCUCCCUCCUGACCCCUCGUGCCUUCAAGGUCCACAUCCUGAACGAUGAGCACAAGACGAUGGCGGCCCGGGCCAAGGUGGUGGGGGAGUGGGCGAGCGAGGGCGGUGUGUUGCUCAUGGGCUACGAGGCGUACCGUCUGCUGUCCCUGAGGAAGGGCCUGGUGGCCGCGAGGAAGAGGAAGGGCAAGAAGGGAGGAGGAGCAGCGAGGCUCGUGGACCUGGACGAGGAGGACCGACAGCAGGAGCUGAUGAGAGGUGUGGAGCAGGCGUUGUCCUGGCCCGGCCCGGACGUGGUGGUCUGUGACGAGGGCCACCGGAUUAAGAACUGCCACGCCAGCACCUCCCAGGCGCUGAAGAACAUCCGCACCCGGCGGCGGGUGGUCCUGACCGGCUACCCGCUGCAGAACAACCUCAUCGAGUACUGGUGCAUGGUGGACUUCGUCAGGCCCGACUUCCUGGGCACACGCCAGGAGUUUAGCAACAUGUUUGAGCGUCCGAUUCUUAACGGGCAGUGUGUGGACAGCACGGCCCAGGACCUGCAGCUGAUGAGAUACAGGAGCCAUGUUCUACACAGCCUACUGGCGGGCUUUGUACAGAGACGUGGCCACGACGUCCUGAGGGACCAACUGCCGUCCAAGGAGGAGCAUGUGAUCCUGGUUCGGCUGUCCCCCCUGCAGAGGGUGCUGUACACCGAGUUCAUGAACCGCUUCACGGAGGCCGGCAACUCGGGCUGGCUCAGCCUCAACCCCCUCAAGGCCUUCAGCGUCUGCUGCAAGAUCUGGAACCAUCCGGAUAUUCUUUAUGAGGCCUUGAAGAAGGAGAACCCCGCCAACGAACAAGACCUGGACAUGGACGACAUCGCCUCCGCCCGCUGCCACAACCCAGCCAAUCCCAAGGGCAGGCCCACGGAGAACCCCAUCCCCAUUGGAGGGCUGAGUCUCACCCAGCUGCAGGAGAAGGCCAAUCAGGUUAUCACUUAUGAAUGGGCGAAGGAGCUGAUGGCCGACUACGUUCCCGGGCUGCUGGAGAACUCGGCCAAGAUGCUGCUCCUCUUCCACCUGAUCGAGGAGAGCGUCAGGAAGGGGGACAAGAUGCUUGUCUUCAGUCAGAGUUUGUCGACACUCACGGUGAUUGAGGACUUCCUGGCCAAGAGACCAGUCCCCCCCUCCUCAAAAUCCUCAGGAUCGGAGGGAACAAAUCAGAACUGGGUCCGCAACCUCAACUACUACAGGCUGGAUGGUAGCACCACUGCAUCAGAGAGGGAGCGGUUGAUUAACCAGUUCAAUGAGCCUUCAAACACUUCAGCCUGGGUCUUCCUGCUCUCCACAAGAGCGGGCUGUCUGGGGGUGAACCUGAUCGGGGCCAACCGCGUGGUGGUGUUCGACGCCUCGUGGAACCCGUGCCACGACGCCCAGGCUGUGUGCCGCGUGUACCGCUACGGCCAGCGCAAGCCCUGCCACAUCUACCGGCUGGUGUGCGACUACACCCUGGAGAGGAAGAUCUACGACCGGCAGAUCUCCAAGCAGAGCAUGUCUGACCGGGUGGUGGACGACCUGAACCCCGUGCUGAACUUCACCCGGAGGGAGGUGGAGUCGCUUCUCCACUUUGUGGGGGAGGAGCCUGAGCCGGCCCGCCUCCAGCUGCAGCCGCGGGACGCCAUGGAGGACGUGCUCCGCAAGGUCCUGCACAUCUACCCCCACCUCAUCACCAAGCACCCAUUCCCCCAUGAGUCCCUCCUGAUGGACCGCAGGGAGACGAAGCUGAGCGCGGCGGAGAAGAAGGCCGCCAGGAAGGGCUAUGAGGAGGAGAAGCGUUCCUCCGUGCCCUACACCCGGCCCUCCUACGCCCACUACUACCCCGCCAGCGACCAGAGCCUCGCUAACAUACCGGCCUUCAGCCAGAGGAACUGGCGCCCCCCGCCCCGCAUGGAGGAGAAACCCGUGGCUAACGUGCAGACGGUCCAGUCGACUCCAACUCCCACAAUGCCUUGCCAGGCGCCGGCUGACACCACAGCCAGCGACCCGUCUGAGGGCAGCCUGGGGGGCUUCCCCAUCAACUACCUACACAAGGCCGGGGUGUUUGUGCAGAAGAUCGUCACCACCACUGACAUUGUCAUUCCUGGAACCAACAGCUCUGCAAAUGUCCAGGCUCGGAUCGGUGCCGGGGAGAGCAUUCACGUGAUCAGGGGCACCAAAGGUGCAUACAUCCGUACCGGCGAUGGUCGCAUCUAUGCCAUCAGGGCUGCCAACAAGCUCAAGGGCGCUGAAGACCUCUCUACAUCCCAAGAUGCCCGAAAGCCAGCAGAAGAAGUAUCGAACAAUGGCGGUAAUGUGGAAGUCCCCCCGGUCUCGCCCGACGGCCAGGAUAUCAUCAGUGAGCUGCAGCGCUACGCGGUUGGCCCAGGGCUCCGUGCUAACGAACCAGCUGUAGGCACCACAGGCCCCCAGGAGAUGGCGCCAGACUCUGUCUCGUCCACUAGCACCAACCUUGCUAGCGCCAAAGAAGCUAAAACCAACGACAACAAUGGCGUCCUUGCCACGACCAAGGUUAGCAUGCUUAACCAUCACUCGAAUGCCUCCUUGGCUAAUGCACAGCCUAGCAUGGAUGCCUUUACGGGUCAAGACCUCAGAACAAGCAGCAAACGCAAGACCACAACCCCGCCGCUGGAUAAGCGAGCCAGCCAGCUGCCCGUCCCAGACAAGCAUUCUUCAGCCUCGCUGGCUCCCCAAGGUUUCCCUGUCUCAGGAGGCUAUGGGAUCCCUCCACUAAGCCUCAACCCAACCAUGCUAAGUGGGUCCAUGGGCCACCCGUUCCUCAUGGGGACAAACUCCCCCUUUCCCCCUCCCUACUUUCAGCAUCUCCUCGGACAAAUGGGGGAACCCUGCAUGAUGUACCCUGAGAAGUUUGGUUCAGGCAGUGCCGGGACAGUGCCGUGUUCCUCUGCCUUAUCCACUCCCUGCUCUGACAGCGUCUUCUGCACCUCAUCGUCAGUGUCCUCUUCGCCGUCAGUGGAGAUGGACACUUCUAGUGUAAGCGCCUUGCCUCCGUUCAUGAUGAACCCCAGCGUGGCUGGCAUGGCGGGGCUGCUCCCUCCAGGCUACCCCUUGUCCUACACCCAGUCCCUGGCCAGCCUUUACCCAGGAGCGAUGCACCCCGAUGGGCUCCCCGGCUCAGCUGCCACCCCUGGCCCGGCCGGAUCCAGCUUUCUCUCCAAGUACCCUCCCGGCAGUGCCUCAAGCUCUUCCUCAUCUUCCCCGUCCCCCUCCUCUCCCUCCGCCCAUUUCAGCAGCCGUCGGGGCACAGUGCUGGUUAAGAAUGGCGGGAAUCUUAGUGCCACGGGUAGCUCCGAAGACGAUGAUGAUAAUGAUGUCAUCGAGGUGAUUGGACAGUGACAUGUGUCACGUGACAUUGGUCUUUAAACAUUUUGCGGUUGAUUUGAAGCCCUUAUAAAAUAGGAGGGAACUUCCUAUAUGCUUUUAGCAAGGCAUCACGGGGUUGGCAGCUGAAAUUGCUCCUUCACAAGGAGAAUGACAGCUGCUCUUCGAGGGCUGUGAACUAAAAAUGACUAUCUGGCCACAAUGCUGAUUAUCACAACAAAAGGAAAAUCGAAACCUGAAGAUGGAAUGGAUCACUGCAGAGAUGGAAAAAUCGGGACACACUAUCACUGGACUGACUACGGAGUGUUGGCCUGUAGUGCCCAUAAAUGGCCACUAGAUGUGCUGCUAAGCUUAGAAGUAUCUGAGUCUAUGAAGACAGUAGUGCUGAUGGUGCGGUAAAUGACUCUAUAAGAUAACUGAUGUAAUGAUUUGUUAAAAAACCUUUAACAGUUCUGUGGUUAGCCUGUAGUUAUGUCCGUUUAGUGGUGAUAUAUCUAUAACACAUGGUGUCAUGGUUUUGUUUGGUGACCGUCAAGUGUAGAUUCUCAGUAUUUCUUUGACCUUAACGCAGUUUGAAAAAACGAAGUACAUUUUGAAUGGCAUUCGAUUGCAUAUAUGAAUGCACUGCCACGACAGGCAUAUUGUUGUGUUAUUUGUGGGCAGAGGGUGGCCAAGAUGUUUAGCGACAACCGUUAAAAGGGCUUUGUGCUAAGCUAAGGGUUCCAUGUAGCCUUCCUUAAAACUCUUCAAUUACGAAUGUAAACCUAUUUAAUCGCCUUUAAGCCCGGUCUUUUAAAACACACCCUCUAUUAUGGCGUCAGACGUUGCAAAGAUCCGAUUAUUUUUCGUUUCCCUUUAUUUUGUAUAUUUAUAAAAUCUUUUUUUACAAUUUAUUUUUCAAAAAAAAGUAAAUGUUAUUGCCGAAUGAUGAUUACGAAAGCCAGGUCACCGUGAAGUCGGACGGAGUAUCUGUGCGGCUACGUCCUUUAUAGCAGAGGCAUCAGCCAACAAAACAAUGCCUUGACCUCUGCCUCGAUCAUUCUGAAUGUCAACUGUGAGGAUGUGGAGGCCUGGGGAGACACAUAGUGAGGCCCAAUCCCAUUUCUACCCCUUACCCCUUCCCCUUUCCCCUCCCCCUUGUUUUGAAGGGGUAGAAAAAGGAUUGGGCCUAAAUCUCACCCGUGAUUUUGCUGUAGCCAGCACCGAUAAUGAUGCAUAACACACGGAAGCCUCAAGUCAUCAAUUCAUACCCCAAAUAAAUCCAGAAUUUGCAUCCCUUCACCCAAACAUGCUCUAUGUGACAGUGUGGCAUGUUUUUAAUGUUCUAAAGCGAGAAAAAGAUACUUGUGUGUUACUGUACAUCAUCUACUCAUUCAGGUAUCUGUUAAUAGUCAAGUGUAGUCAGUCUGUGCGUUUUGUUUUGUUUUUCUUGUUUUGUACUUUUUGAUUUCCUUGCUCAUCUCAUCAUUUGUGAAAAUCAAACCAAAAUUGUUAUAUUCAAGGAAGUAGUCAUACCGAAAAAAAACUAAAUUCAUCUGAAUGCGCCUAAGAAGAUGCAUGUAACUCUGCAGACCAAGUAACCAUUUUAUUAACAGAAUACAGGCGCCAACCAUCUCUGAUCACAGGGGAGCUAAAGAAGUCGCUUGUAAAUAUAUAUAUUUUUUAAUUAGGUCACGUAUGUGACUUAUUAGUCACGCAUGUAUGUAUUCCUGUGCACCUUCAUGUUAUACUGUUUACGCUGCAUUAUGUAUAUGUUUUAUGUUGUAGAGUGGGUUAUGGUGGCAGUUGUGAUGUUACUGGGAGUAAGUAGAGGUACAAGCAUAUCUAGUUACUACAACGGUGAACUUACUUGGGGAAAACUGCAAGAACCCUGGUUCAUUAUGGGUCCUCCCCCAUGCCCCAUACAUCUGUUUCUUUUUCCUGAAAGCGUAAAUAUGUUGGUGCAGAAAAACGAAACAUUUCCUGUUUUCCUUCUCUUUAUUUCAUUUAGAGUUCAUGAGAUAUGUACUGAAAUGUGAGUUUACCUUUUUUCCCCAAUGUCUGAAUUUACCAAAUGUAUUUAUUUGUGGCAGUCUUGCUGUAUCAUGAUUAGUGCAUAUUUAUUCAUUCGUUUUUUUGUAUUUUUGUACUUUGUUUCUCGUCUUUGCUAUUGCUGCGGGUGAUGCUUUGGAUAUUUCUCGUUGGCGUUAUUUGCAUGUGUGACAAGCUCGCGGACCUACCCUUUUCUCAAAACCUCAGAUAACAGAAUGUAAACUCAUUCACUCAUUAGCAUCUUUAACGUUUGACAGUUAAAUAUAACCUUCUUUGAACAUGUGGGUUGGGUGCCAUUUAGAUUCUUAUUAAUCUGGUGAGGGUAGUGAAAUUUUAUUAUGCCGGAUGACAGAAUAACACUGCUAUUAGUAUCAUAAUCUUUUGUCUUCACAGAUUUUCUUCCAUUCUGAUAUAAGCAAGGGAAAAUUUACUCUGACUGGGUAUGUUAAAGCAAAAAAGAUUUAUCAACAACUUACAAGAAUACUCUUUCACUCAUCAACUGCAUGUGAACAAAUUAAAUAUCAUCACGGCAAACAAACUUGCUUAAUAAACCGAAACUUAAGAUCAUCCUGUUAUGAUUUCCGUAUUAAAUUUCCCUGUCUCUCCCUGAAUGUGGGCCUUAUUCUCUUUGCUGAAGGAUAAAGCUCCAGCCUACUCAACUAAAUACGAUACACAUGGAGGUUUCUCAGUGAGAGGAACCACUGUGUGGUUGCCAGCUCAGUGGUUACGGAACCAACAACACGUUAUUUUUCUCACAGCUUUUUACUUGAAUUUUACGUAUUUAUUUAUAUUAAUCCGUUCAGCGGAGGAAACUACUGCAGCUGUCUUAAUUCCAUUUUAAGAUGGGGAUGGUAGAAGUCGCUCUGUGUGAAGGCUGCUAUAGCAUGUUCAUGAUCAGUCGAGAUAUGGAUGUGUAUGACAUCGAAUAGGUUUUGUAAAUAAAAGGAAAUAUGUUCUGAAUUAUA
Messenger RNA from Gadus morhua (Atlantic cod), 6635 nucleotides. Its product is annotated as helicase ARIP4. Gene Ontology annotation, cellular component: nucleus. The record is from RefSeq and is a predicted model, not a curated record. NCBI's taxonomy places the organism in Eukaryota, Metazoa, Chordata, Actinopteri, Gadiformes, Gadidae. Gene Ontology annotation, molecular function: ATP hydrolysis activity; ATP binding.